Molecule: messenger RNA, 7582 nt
Organism: Schistocerca americana (American grasshopper)
Lineage: Eukaryota; Metazoa; Arthropoda; Insecta; Orthoptera; Acrididae
Product: muscle calcium channel subunit alpha-1-like
Exons: 41
Coding region: 122-5776 (1884 amino acids)
Biological process (GO): calcium ion import across plasma membrane
Cellular component (GO): membrane; voltage-gated calcium channel complex
Molecular function (GO): high voltage-gated calcium channel activity
Source: RefSeq, a predicted model, not a curated record
AGCAGGGCCUGUGGCAGGCGUGCAGCAUGAUCUGGGGCGAGCGACCAGUACUGCAGGCAGCAGCGUCGCAGCGGACCGGCCGUUGUCCACGGCGUGGCAGACGGCACUCAACGCCACAGCCAUGAGCGCAACCAAGAAGAGGCAAGUGCGCCGCGGGGGCAAGCCACCGCCCGACAGGCCCCAGAGAGCACUCUUCUGCCUCACCCUCACCAACCCCAUUCGGAAACUGUGUAUAGACGUCGUCGAAUGGAAACCUUUUGAGUACCUGAUAUUACUGACCAUCUUUGCAAACUGUGUUGCCUUGGCUGUGUACACUCCUUAUCCCAAUGGUGAUUCCAAUAAUACAAACCUUUAUUUGGAAAAAAUUGAAAAUGUCUUUUUAGGUAUAUUUACAGUUGAAUGUGUGAUGAAGGUUGUAGCGUAUGGUUUAGUGGCACACCCUGGAGCAUACUUGCGGAAUGGCUGGAAUUUAUUAGAUUUUACUAUUGUUGUUAUAGGUUUAAUAAGCACUGCAUUGUCGAACUUAAUGAAGGAAGGGUUUGAUGUGAAAGCAUUGCGUGCAUUCCGUGUUCUACGACCACUGCGUUUAGUAUCAGGAGUACCAAGUCUACAGGUUGUGCUAAACUCAAUUCUUCGUGCCAUGGUGCCUUUAUUACAUAUUGCUCUCCUGGUAUUGUUUGUUAUUAUAAUCUAUGCAAUAAUAGGCCUGGAACUAUUCUCAGGAAAGAUGCAUAACACGUGUUAUGAUAAUACAACAGAUAAAAUGAUGCGUGAUCCACAUCCAUGUGGGAAAAAUGGAGAAGGUGGUUUCCAGUGUUCUGAACUAGGUCCAAAUAUGACAUGCAAAGAAGACAGCUGGGAUGGUCCAAAUUUUGGAAUAACUAAUUUUGAUAAUUUUGGCCUUGCUAUGCUAACAGUUUUUCAAUGUAUAACUCUGGAGGGUUGGACUGAUGUUUUGUAUGAUAUUGAAGAUGCGAUGGGAAAUACGUGGCAGUGGAUAUACUUCAUCUCAAUGGUUAUUCUCGGAGCAUUUUUUGUCAUGAACCUAAUCCUUGGUGUCCUCAGUGGAGAGUUUUCCAAGGAAAGAGAAAAGGCCAAAGCUCGUGGUGAUUUUCAUAAGCUCAGAGAGAAACAGCAAAUUGAGGAGGAUUUGAGAGGUUAUUUGGACUGGAUAACACAGGCAGAAGAUAUUGAACCUGAAGGAGAGGAUCACCCUCGGAAUCAAGAUGUAAAAACACAGAAUGAAAUGGAAACCGCAGACAGAGCUGAAGGUGAUGAACUGGAAGUAGAGCAAGAAUCUUGGUGGAGAAAAAAGAAAAAGGACUUCGACAGGCAGAAUCGUCGUUUGAGACGAGCUUGCAGAAAAGCUGUGAAGUCACAAGCAUUCUACUGGUUAAUUAUAAUGCUGGUGUUCUUAAAUACUGUUGUUCUUGCUACAGAACAUUAUCAUCAACCUAAAUGGCUUGAUGAUUUUCAAGACUGGACCAAUCUCUUCUUUGUUGCUCUCUUCUCAAUGGAAAUGUUAGUCAAGAUGUAUAGCUUAGGAUUUCAGGGCUACUUUGUGUCACUGUUCAACCGCUUUGACUGUUUUGUCGUCAUAGGUAGUAUAGGUGAAAUUGUUUUAACGCACACAAAAGUUAUGCCGCCUCUGGGAGUAUCUGUCUUGCGGUGUGUUCGUCUGUUAAGAGUGUUCAAGGUGACCAAAUAUUGGAGAUCUCUGUCAAAUUUGGUUGCCUCUCUGCUUAAUUCAAUACAAUCAAUUGCAUCUUUGUUGCUGCUGUUAUUUCUGUUUAUUGUUAUAUUUGCCUUACUUGGAAUGCAAGUAUUUGGUGGAAAGUUUGAUUUUGAAGACACGCAAGACAAAGAUCGAAGUAAUUUUGAUAGCUUUUGGCAGAGUUUACUGACUGUCUUCCAGGUACUGACUGGUGAAGACUGGAAUAUGGUGAUGUACAAUGGAAUACAGGCUUAUAAUGGAGUUGGCUCAUUUGGUGUACUGGCCUGUGUUUAUUUCAUUAUUCUUUUCAUUUGUGGUAACUAUAUUUUGUUAAAUGUAUUCUUGGCUAUCGCUGUUGACAACCUGGCAGAUGCAGAAUCGCUGACAGCCAUAGAAAAGGAAGCAGAAGAAGAAGCUGAGAAACAGCAGAAAUCUCACAGUGGAUCCCCUUCUCGAGGAGAUGAAAAUGUAGACAGCAGAACAAGUGAAGAGGAUCAGGAUAGAGACAGAGAUGGUACAGAAAUAUCAGAAAAAGAUGAAGAAUUAGGAAGUCAUAGUAGAGUUCAGUUAGAAAUAGGUGAUACAGAAGAUUAUGGUUAUGACGGGCAGAAUGACAAUCAAGAUGAAGUAGAUGGAGAUGGUAUGCCAACCGUAUCUGCAAGGCCCCGAAGAAUGUCAGAGAUCAGCAUCAAAACAACCAUUCGACCACUCCCCACAGGAAGUGCCUUCUUUAUACUUUCCCACACUAACAGGUUCAGAGUAUUCUGUCACUGGUUUUGUAACCACAGUUACUUUGGAAAUGUUAUACUUGCAUGCAUCAUGAUUUCCUCUGCCAUGCUUGCUGCUGAAGAACCUCUACAGCAGAAGACUCCAAGAAAUGAUAUUCUUGGACAUUUUGACAUAUUCUUCACAACAGUUUUCACUGUUGAGAUAUGUUUAAAAAUGGUUUCCUAUGGUUUUAUACUCCACGAUGGUGCCUUCUGCAGAUCAGCAUUUAACCUUCUCGACCUUUUAGUAGUCUGUGUCUCACUUGUGGCCAUGUUUGUCAAGUCAAACGCAAUUUCUGUGGUGAAAAUACUAAGAGUUUUGAGAGUACUUCGUCCAUUGAGAGCAAUAAAUCGAGCCAAAGGAUUAAAGUACGUAGUGAAAUGCGUGAUAGUAGCCAUUAAGACGAUCGGCAAUAUCAUGCUGGUAACCUACCUUCUGCAGUUCAUGUUCGCUGUCAUUGGAGUGCAGCUAUUCAAGGGUAAAUUCUUUUCAUGCACAGAUGGCUCAAAGAUGACCAAGGAUGAAUGUCAAGGCACAUUCUUAGUUUUUGAAGAUGGUGACAUUAAUCAACCAAAAGUGGAAACCAGAGAGUGGGAAAGAAAUCGGUUUCAUUUUGAUGAUGUUGCUAAGGCCAUGCUCACACUUUUUACUGUAUCUACAUUUGAAGGUUGGCCUGGAUUGCUUUACGUCUCCAUUGAUUCAAAUAAGGAAGAUCAUGGUCCAAUUUAUAAUUUCAGGCCAAUUGUUGCUGCAUAUUACAUCAUAUACAUCAUCAUUAUUGCAUUUUUUAUGGUGAACAUAUUUGUAGGUUUUGUUAUUGUUACAUUUCAAAAUGAAGGUGAACAAGAAUACAAAAACUGUGAGCUGGAUAAAAACCAGCGUAAUUGUAUUGAAUUUGCUCUAAAGGCAAAACCAGUUCGUAGGUACAUUCCUAAACACAGGCUUCAGUAUAAAGUCUGGUGGUUUGUCACAUCACAGCCUUUUGAGUAUGCAAUUUUUAUACUUAUCCUGAUGAACACAGUUACAUUGGCAAUGAAGUUCCAUAAUCAACCAGAACCAUAUACAAAUGCUCUGAACAUAUUAAACAUGCUUUUCACAUCUGUUUUUGCAAUGGAAUUUGUGUUCAAACUAGCUGCCUUCAGAUUCAAGAAUUACUUUGGAGAUGCAUGGAAUGUAUUCGACUUCAUCAUUGUACUAGGCAGCUUUAUUGACAUCGUCUAUGAUGAGCCCGGUUCUGGAAUGAUAUCCAUUAAUUUCUUCCGUCUCUUCCGAGUAAUGAGAUUGGUGAAGCUUCUGAGCAGGGGAGAAGGAAUACGCACUUUGCUAUGGACAUUUAUAAAAUCAUUCCAAGCAUUACCAUAUGUUGCAUUGCUCAUAGUGAUGCUGUUCUUCAUCUAUGCAGUGAUUGGUAUGCAGUUAUUUGGAAAGAUAGCACUUGACUCAGACACGGAAAUCCAUCGCAAUAACAAUUUCCAGACCUUCCCUCAAGCCGUAUUAGUUUUAUUUCGAUCUGCAACAGGUGAAGCUUGGCAAGAAGUUAUGUUAGCAUGUUCAGCAAAUGUGAAGUGUGAUAUUAAAUCAGAUGAGAAAGGAAACAUAUGUGGAUCCGAUAUGGCAUUUCCAUAUUUUAUAUCAUUUUAUGUUCUCUGUUCAUUUCUGAUAAUAAACUUGUUUGUUGCUGUUAUUAUGGACAAUUUUGACUAUUUGACAAGAGACUGGUCCAUUCUGGGACCUCAUCAUCUGGAUGAAUUUAUACGCUUGUGGAGUGAAUAUGAUCCAGAUGCGAAGGGUCGAAUCAAGCAUUUGGAUGUUGUUACAUUACUUAGAAAAAUAUCACCACCCUUGGGGUUUGGAAAACUGUGUCCACAUAGAGUAGCCUGCAAGAGAUUGGUUUCCAUGAACAUGCCACUAAAUAGUGAUGGCACUGUUCUGUUUAAUGCUACAUUGUUUGCUGUUGUCCGAACAUCACUGAGAAUAAAAACAGAAGGAAAUAUAGAUGAUGCCAAUGCUGAGCUUAGAGCAGUGAUAAAGAAAAUUUGGAAAAGAACAAGCCCCAAACUAUUAGAUCAAGUAGUGCCACCACCAGGAGUGGAAGAUGAAGUAACUGUGGGAAAAUUCUAUGCAACAUUCCUCAUUCAAGAUUAUUUCCGACGUUUUAAGAAAAGGAAAGAACAAGAACUGAAAGAUGGUGAUAAGGAAUCUCAUAACACAGUUACUUUGCAGGCAGGUCUUCGGACACUGCACGAUGCUGGUCCUGAGUUGAAACGUGCCAUAUCUGGAAAUUUGGAAGAACUUAUAGAUGACAAUCCGGAACCCAUGCACAGGCGGAACCAUUCUCUGUUUGGAAGUGUAUGGUCUUCCAUGCGAAGAGGGCAUGGAGGAUUUCACAGAGCUCGUUCUCUUAAAGUAAAUGCUACACAGAUAAAAAUGAACCAUUUGGAUGUGCCUGGCAGAAACCUGAGAAAGGUCUCACCCACAAAUUCUAUAGAUUACUUGCCCUACAAUUCAAUUCAUAGGGCUAUAACUGAGAGUAUGAAUCAUGUAACAAGCAUGACAAAAGCAGCUGUAGCCCCUCAGAUAAUGAGUUCAACAGGAACACAAGAUGCAGUUGUACCAAAGGGUGAAGAGUCAAUUCCUCUCCAUUCUUUGACUGUGUCAAAUGGUGAUCCAACAGACCAAUCUUAUAGCCCGUAUCGGGUCAUUGGCUUACGCGAUGAAUACAGCACUGAGAUCACUCCCCCAACGCCACCUCCCCGGCGUGUUCGUCUGGGAUGCAUGGGACGGGACACAUCAUCCAGCUUUUCACGCAUUGCAAGUGGUCUUAAACUGGCUCAAGCACAGGCUAUGGCAGUAGCUGUAGCAGGCUUCAUGCCUAACACAGUGAUGUUUGCUGUAAACCAUGGAAGGCACUCUCCUCCCACACAUAGAGCAUCUUUCCAUGGCCGAGUGUCAAGGGUGGGAGAUUCAAAUGGGAGUCUUGGUACAGAAAGACUGUCGCAUUCCCUUCCUGGUAGUCCAGCUGAUCGCAGGCCAAACUUUCCUGAAGUUGUUGGGUCAGCUGAGAGUCUUGUUGGCAGGGUGCUGGUUGAGCAAGGACUUGGAAAGUACUGUGAUCCUGACUUUGUGCGUUACACAUCACGAGAAAUGCAAGAAGCACUCAAUAUGACGCAAGAAGAAAUGGAUCGUGCAGCUCAUAGGCUGCUGUUACAAGAGCAUCAAGGGAGACCCCUUUCAUUCCAGAACUCCGCUGUUCCUGGAGAACUUGUACAAGGAAGUGCCAAUCCUCAUUUAUAGCAGUGGGCCCCUACUCUUUUCAGCCAAAAAGUAUUGGCUUGUCUUAUAAAGUGCCUCAUUUACUUUUCCUGAAAAUGGAAAGAUAAAUCAACCUUGACACAAAGUGUCAUUUCCUCCUUAUGUGAACUGCCCAAAUUCAACAAUAGUUGAUUGUUUUUCCUGAUAUACAUAUACAAGAGGAAUGACAUAGAGAAACAUGACUCAUUCACCUGGUAUGGCCUUUAUGUUGUGUUAAUUGAAAAUUUGUCAUGAAAUGUGUGUGAUACAUAUCCAGUGACAGUGCUUUUUAAAUCAAAUAUGUAUCCUGGCAGGACCAGGAAGCUGUAAAACACUUGUGGUGAGCAUAGUCACAUAUUUUUAUUAUUCCAGUGAAGGAAUUGUUUUUGGAUAAUGCAUGAAGAAAUUGGGUCAGCUUUAUUUGCAGCAUAAUUACCUGCACUAUGUGAGCCUCAAGAAAUUAAAUUUUCAGUAUAUGUUUGAAACAUUUUUUCUUCUCAUUUGUCAAAACUAGAGCUUAUAGUUAAAACUGACUUGGGUGGUACAUUUCAAGGCAAAGCUAAUUUUGUUUACUGAAUAAGGGAGAAAGUACCAUAUUAUAGUAAACUUUGAGCACAUUUCCAAUAUUAAUUCUUUCAACAAUUACUGGAGAGCUAUUUUAUUUUUUGUUCUUUUCCAUUAUGACAAUCUUCAUUCACAUAUGCUGAUAAAGUCAGGUCUGGAACAUAUUGGUUUUGUGUGUUCAGGGAAUUUACAAAUUCCUCCAUUAGGUAUUAUCCCCAUUUUUCAGCCCCUUUCCUUUGCCUUUACAGUUAUACCAGAAAGAUAUAGUAAAUAUUUUUCCAUUCAAGAUUGGUGCACAAAAUUUUUACAAACUGAACAAAAAUUGUGUAAGAGUAGUCAGUCAGUUUUUUUACGAGGAAUUUAUCUUACUUUUUCAUGAUGAGUUUGGACUAUUACUUGAAUACUGAUUUUGUUCUGAGGAAGGGUUUUUUUCUGACAACAUAGCUAAUAUGAAUACAUGCAAAGAAAAAGGAGUUGUAAUAACUAAUUAAUAAUAACUUUUUAAUUAUUUCUCUUUUGGAUAAUGUAUGAAGGGCUUUCCUGUUAUUCAGUUAGUCUUUUACCUUUUUUUUAAAUAAUUUGCCCCUGUAGAAGGAGAGAGACACAAAAUUACACUUACAUAAAUUAUUCAUUUUGUAGAGUACUGAGCAAAUAUUUCCUGUUGCAAAAUUUCAUUUAACUUUUUCAUUAUCAUUGUAUUUUGUGUUAAAUGAAAUUGGUAAAAACAAAUAUUUUAAUCACUGUAAUCAUCCUUUGGUCAUUACAGCUCCUUGCAGAAUCCUAAGAUAAACGGAGUAGUUUUCUUCUCCUAUUUCCAUGUGUUUCUUUAUGAAUGCCAGUUAAAAGAUAAAAUGUUACAGAAUUGUUACUUUUAUGCAAUGUGGAUUUUGUAUGACUGUAAGAAAUUGUACAUGAUACUGGAUGUCCAUUUGUAAUGUUAUAAGCCUUCUACAGUGAAUGUAAGGAAGCCAGUACAUUUCCUGAUCUCCAAAGCCAUUGCUGUUCUUUUCCAUAUAUUUGUGUGUGUGUGUGUGUGUGUGUGUGUGUGUGUGUGUGUGUGUGUGUGUGUGUGUGUUUAAAAAUAAAAACUGUACAUUUUGUAUACCUGAGAAGUUGAAAGGCAUUGUACUGAGAAGUUUUUAAUCCCACACAAAUGUGUGCCUUGUCAAACCAUAAGAACCAUAAGUAAAACUAUUUUUUAAUGUUAAAACAUUUAUGUAUAAAGAAUAUUAAAACUAUUCAGAC